Molecule: messenger RNA, 1747 nt
Organism: Amblyraja radiata (thorny skate)
Lineage: Eukaryota; Metazoa; Chordata; Chondrichthyes; Rajiformes; Rajidae
Gene: chmp5b
Product: charged multivesicular body protein 5b
Exons: 8
Coding region: 66-728 (220 amino acids)
Biological process (GO): vesicle budding from membrane; late endosome to vacuole transport via multivesicular body sorting pathway
Cellular component (GO): multivesicular body
Source: RefSeq, a predicted model, not a curated record
ACGCUGCCGCCGUCGCGGGGUCGGGUGAGGAUUUGUUUUGCUCUCGUCGCCCCGUCUCCGUCGCCAUGAACCGGCUGUUCGGUCGAGCCAAGCCCAAGGGGCCCCCGCCUAACCUGACGGACUGCAUCGGCAGCGUUGAUGGAAGAGCAGAAUCUAUCGAUAAGAAGAUCGCCAGACUUGAUGUUGAAUUAGCCAAAUACAAAGACCAGAUGAAGAAAAUGAGAGAGGGUGCAGCAAAGAACAUGGUAAAGCAAAAAGCAAUGCGCAUUUUAAAGCAGAAGAGGAUGUAUGAGCAACAGAGGGACAACCUAAUGCAACAGUCAUUCAAUAUGGAGCAAGCCAACUAUACCAUACAGUCAUUGAAAGACACAAAGACCACGGUGGAUGCAAUGAAAACUGGUGUCAAGGAAAUGAAGAAAGCUUACAAACAAGUCAAGAUUGAUCAGAUUGAGAACAUACAAGAUCAAUUAGAAGACAUGAUGGAAGAAGCAAAUGAUGUGCAGGAAGCCUUGAGUCGCAGUUAUGGAACACCAGAAAUUGAUGAAGAUGAUUUGGAAGCAGAACUGGAUGCACUUGGUGACGAACUUCUAGCUGAUGAAGACUCUUCCUAUUUGGACGAGGCUGCAUCUGCACCGUCUAUUCCUGAGGGUGUUCCAAGUGACGCAAAAACCAACAAGGAUGGUGUACUAGUGGACGAAUUUGGCUUGCCACAGAUUCCUGCAACUUAACUAAUAGCUCUCAAGCAAAUUUGUAAUUAAAUGAUUUUUUGUACAUAUGCCAUCAUUUCUUGAGGUAUUAUUUCAAAUCAAAAUGUCAUGACCUUCACUGCAUUAUGGAAUGUGGCUUGGAAAACAUAUUUGAUAUCAUAACAUGGGUUUCUAUUUAAUUCCUUUAAAUAAUGUGCAAGAAAUAUCUUGUAGAAUUUACCUCUUAAAGUCUGUGUACUUUGAUUAACAUGUGUACUAUUUUGCUUGCAAUGGAUACUAAGCAUGAUUAUACAAAAACUGAUUUGUGGAAAAUACGUGGGAUUGCAAUUUGCUGACGUACUUUAAUAAACUGGCUGCAGACAAAUAUUUAAGCUCUGUAAAUCUAUCUUCCUUAUUAUUACAAUAAAUAAUUAUUUUCAGACAAUUGUAGCCUUCUAAUUAAUAAACACCCAUUUACAACUAAAGAACUGACUUUUAAUCAGUUUUGCUGAAUUGAAUGAAACUAAUUUAUGUAAAAUAUUGAAAAUCUAUUUGGUGUGGUUGAAAUAAGUUGACCAAACAAGCAAGAUGAAAGGAUUUUGUGACACCAGUUUUGACUGUGGCUCUCCGAUUCCGUUUACUAUAUGCUGGCAGUGAUUGAUUCUGAAAUAUUUUAAUGUACAGGAGCAUUGGCUCAACAUGGCUUUUUUUUCUUUAUGAACGCUGUCUUUUUUCAAUCAAUUGACCGAUUCUUCCCAUAAUAUAGGUGAUAUUUGUCAAAUCUAUUUCAUUUAAUUAUUUUGUGGGAAACUAAAGUCAGUGAUCUGAAGCAGGAGCACAUUAAUGCGGGAAUCAAGAUGAUGGUGUGAUUCAAACUAAAGCAGAGUUAUUUUACAUCUGACAUAAUUAUUUCAUAUGUUGGGAAUAUUUUAUAACAUUGGUGUAAUCCUGUGGUAUUAAUAUAUAGCCUUGUACAAAAACCUACUUUAUCAACUUGGAUUAAUGAAAAGAUUGUCUACCUAAAAUGUUUUAAAUGUAAAAAUAAAAAAACUUAGACAUGC